GAGCCAUAUAGAGAUGGUGAAGAGGUUUAAAGUGUGGAGCUACAGAGAAGGGGAACGACCAAUAUUCCACAUGGGACCAAUGAGUAACAUCUAUGCGGUUGAAGGACAAUUCAUGGAAGAAAUAGAGAGUGAGGAGAGUCCUUUCAGGGCAAAAUAUCCAGAGGAGGCACACACAUUUUUUAUGCCCAUUAGUGUUGCCAACAUAAUAAAGUUUAUUUAUAGCCCUGUUAUUUACCCAUCUGACUACAAUCGAGAUCGACUCUAUAGACUUAUGAAUGACUACGUUAGUGUUGUCGCCAAUAAGUAUCCAUUUUGGAAUGCCAGCAAUGGUGCUGAUCAUUUCAUGGUUUCAUGCCAUGAUUGGGCUCCAGAAGUAUCACAUGAGAAACCUCGACUCUUCAAGAACUUCAUAAGAGUUUUAUGCAAUGCCAACAAUUCAGAAGGAUUUCAACCUAAAAGAGAUGUUUCGUUACCUGAAAUCUAUUUGAGAAAAGGGUUUUUGGGCCCGUUAGAUUUAGGCCAAGCCCCACACAAGCGCACAAUAUUAGCGUUUUUCGCCGGUGGGCUUCAUGGAUACAUUAGAAGAAUCUUGUUCGAGCAAUGGAAAGACAAAGACAGUGAUAUUCAGGUCUUUGAAAAGCUUCCAGAAGGACUAAACUACACCAUGCUAAUGGGAAAAUCUAAGUAUUGCUUGUGUCCAAGUGGUUACGAAGUGGCUAGUCCAAGAGUGGUGGAGGCAAUCAAUGCAGGGUGUGUCCCGGUUAUUCUCUCUAAUAAUUAUUCAUUGCCUUUUAAUGAUGUACUUGAUUGGAGCAAAUUUUCCAUACAAAUCCCGAUCUCAAAAAUACCAGAAAUUAAGAACAUCUUAAAUGAUAUUCCAAAUGAGGAAUACUUGAGAUUGUAUAAUAAUGUUUCUCAAGUGAAGAGACAUUUCGUGAUGAACAGACCAGCUCAACCAUUUGACGUGAUUCAUAUGGUGCUUCACUCAAUUUGGUUAAGACGAAUCAACUUGAAAAUUGGAAACAUGAAUAGCUUGUGA
This is a messenger RNA of Cannabis sativa, 1039 nucleotides long. RefSeq names its product probable glycosyltransferase At3g42180. The record is from RefSeq and is a predicted model, not a curated record. NCBI's taxonomy places the organism in Eukaryota, Viridiplantae, Streptophyta, Magnoliopsida, Rosales, Cannabaceae. The transcript is spliced from 2 exons. Bases 14 to 1039 code for a protein of 341 amino acids. Gene Ontology annotation, molecular function: glycosyltransferase activity.